AAACCAAAACUUAGUUCAACUUUAAUUUGUUUAUUUCUCCAAAGCCAUUUGUUUUCUUACAUUUCAGAGUGACACAUGCACUUCACAAACCAAACUCAAAACAAAGCUUGCCUUUUAUAUAUUCCUUAAUUUGUUCUUCCCUUCCAUUUAGAGAGAAAACCAACAUGGCAUGCAUUGGCAUGUUUAGUACAUGUCCAUUUGAGGUAUCUUUGGUCCAGUAUGAAGGGCUUAGAAUGACACAAAAAAUGCAAAUGUUUUCAGCUGCAUGCAUGCCAAAAAGAAACAUUUUAGCUUCAGCCAAGAAAUGCAAAACAAUCAAGGCCAUGGCUUCUCCAACUGUUACAGCUCCUAAAAGAGAGAAAGAUCCAAAAAAGAGAGUAGUAAUAACAGGAAUGGGUCUUGUGUCAGUCUUUGGGAGUGACAUAGAUACAUUUUACACCAAGCUUCUAGAGGGAGAAAGUGGUAUAAGCCUAAUAGAUAAGUUUGAUGCCUCAAGCUUCCCCGUCCGUUUUGGUGGUCAGAUACGCGAUUUCUCUUCAAAAGGUUACAUUGACGGCAAGACUGAUCGGUGCCUCGAUGAUUGCAUGAAAUAUUGUUUAGUUGCGGGAAAGAGGGCACUUGAAGAUGCUAAUCUUGGAUAUGAAACCCUUAACAAUAUGGACAAAACAAGAAUAGGAGUUCUAGUAGGAUCAGGAAUGGGAGGUGUAUCCACUUUUAACAAUGCUGUCGAUGCUCUCACUCGAAAGGGUCAUAGGAAAAUUUCUCCAUUUUUCAUUCCCUACACCAUUCCUAACAGCAGUUCUGCUUUAUUGGCUAUAGAAACUGGCCUAAUGGGACCAAAUUAUUCCAUUUCUACUGCUUGUGCAACAGCAAAUUACUGCUUUUGUGCAGCUUCUCAUCACAUUAGAAGUGGUGAAGUAGAUAUUAUGGUGGUUGGUGGUACCGAAGCUUCACUUAUACCUUCUGGUGUUGGAGCAUUCAUUGCUUGCAGGGCAUUGUCUCAGAGGAAUGAAGAGCCUAAGAAGGCUUCAAGACCAUGGGACAAACACCGCGAUGGCUUUGUCCUUGGCGAAGGCUCUGGUGUCCUGAUAAUGGAGAGCUUGGAGAGUGCAACAAAGAGGGGAGCAAGAAUAAUUGCUGAAUAUUUGGGUGGUGCCAUAACAUGUGAUGCUCAUCACAUGACUGAUCCUAGAUCUGAUGGACUAGGAGUAUCAUCUUGCAUAAACAAGGGUUUAGAAGAUGCUGGGGUUUCUCCUGAAGAGGUGAACUAUGUGAAUGCUCAUGCCACAUCCACACUAGCCGGUGACUUAGCUGAGGUUAAUGCAAUCAAACAAGUUUUUAAGGACACAUCGGAAUUGAAAAUGAACGGGACUAAGUCAAUGAUUGGUCAUUGUAUUGGUGCUGCUGGUGCUUUGGAAGCUAUAACAACCAUCAAAGCAAUAACAACUGGCUGGUUACAUCCAACCAUUAACCAAGAUAACUUGGAGGAGGAUGUUACAAUUGACACUGUCCCUAAUUUUAAAAAGAAGCAUGAAGUUAAUGUUGCUAUCUCAAAUUCAUUUGGGUUUGGUGGACACAAUUCUGUAGUUGUCUUCGCCCCAUUCACACCCUAAUUGUAAUUCAAACUCAAGUUAAUUUUGUAUUUGUUACAUUACUUGAUCUAGUUAGUGUUUUGGGGACUCUAGUUCGUAUGGAUUAUGUAAGCAAUUAAAACUUGUUACUUUUAAAGUAA
Messenger RNA from Medicago truncatula (barrel medic), 1732 nucleotides. Its product is annotated as 3-oxoacyl-[acyl-carrier-protein] synthase I, chloroplastic. Gene Ontology annotation, molecular function: 3-oxoacyl-[acyl-carrier-protein] synthase activity. The transcript has 8 exons. The record is from RefSeq and is a predicted model, not a curated record. Gene Ontology annotation, cellular component: mitochondrion. Gene Ontology annotation, biological process: fatty acid biosynthetic process. Bases 165 to 1613 code for a protein of 482 amino acids. NCBI's taxonomy places the organism in Eukaryota, Viridiplantae, Streptophyta, Magnoliopsida, Fabales, Fabaceae.